Messenger RNA from Macadamia integrifolia, 617 nucleotides. RefSeq names its product subtilisin-like protease SBT3.9. Lineage: Eukaryota; Viridiplantae; Streptophyta; Magnoliopsida; Proteales; Proteaceae. The record is from RefSeq and is a predicted model, not a curated record. Bases 88 to 387 code for a protein of 99 amino acids. The transcript has 4 exons.
UCAUGGCUUUAUUAGUAAAUGGUUCUUUCCACCAAAAUAAUACCCACCUUCAUUACCUCCUUCACCCUGUGUUAGCCACUACUCACCAUGAUUCAUAAGCUUCUGCUUCUCUUAUUCACUUCAUGGAUGAUACAACUUACUCCAGUAGCCUUUUCUGAGUCAACAGCUUCAACUCCAAUGGAGAACAUCGUCUACAUGGAGAGAACACCAGGUUCACAGGAGAUGAUUGUACUGGGGCACAUUCAUACUCUGGCUUCAGUGCUUGGGAGCAGUGAAGAGGCAGCAAGGAAAGCUAUCAUUUAUUGUUACAAAAACACCAUCAAUGGAUUCUCUGCCCUUUUAACCAAAGUUCAAGUGGAGGAACUUUCAAAUAUCUUCAUUAACUGAAAUUGAUGUGGUGUUGCAGAGCAACCAGGUGUGCUCAAAAUCCUUCCUGCUCCCAUGUAUCAUCUCCCACAAGAAGUGGACGUUUCAACUCCAUGAAUCUUCAUAACUCUAUUUUGUAAUCACUAAAAGGAAAAUUCUAUUUUGUAAUGUUCUGCUUUUCCUGGGUGAGCUAUUGAUUAACCAGUAGGAACAUCUGUACUGUACAUCAAGUUGAAAUAAACAAACCAUUG